AUGCGACAUUCAACGUACGUCGAGGUUUUUUUGCGUAAUAUUGCCUAUAAUGUCGAAUGUAUUCGCCGUAUCGCUGGAAAGGCGGAACUUAUUCCUAUGGUGAAGGGCAAUGCGUACGGACACGGCAUGGGGAGAGUUUCUGAAUAUCUACACAAUGCGUGUGGGGUACAUAAAUUUGGUGUGGCCUCACUUGGCGAGGCGCUUGAACUCAUUGAAAGUCAACCUUCCAUAGCGGAGAAGGCACAGAAUGAGAUCUUUGUCUUCUCCGAUACCGAGGUGUUGAAUGAGGGUUGUCAGAGUUAUUACCAACCGUGUGGGCGGUGGGCGGUGCGACUCACGCCAAUUUUGGGAACACUUCCACAACUCAAGGCGUUUUGCGCCUCCAAUGCGUUCAACAACUCCAAGUUAUGCUUAAAGCUUGAAACCGGCAUGAAUCGCUUGGGUCUACGCUUUGACGAGUUGGAGGAAGCCGUACCAAUUUUGAAGCAACGGGGCGGGGUUGAUCUCCUUCUUCAACAUUUUGGCAUUGCGGGUUCGGUGGAGCGUCUUGCAGAGACACUCAACCACUACGAGGCAUUUAAAAAGGCAAAGAAGUUUCUGCACGAUAGUGGUGUGGAGGUUCGGGCCACGUCGGUAAGUAAUUCGGGUGCUGUGGAACAACGGAUUGGACUGGAGGAGACGUACAUACGCCCGGGAAUUAUGCUGUACGGCCCACGCAGUGUCACCAGCAAGAAUUUAUGGAAUGGGAAGUUUGCUAGUUGCUUCUACACUAAAGUAUUGCACCACUUUCCUUUAAGAAAGGGUGAAGGUGUGGGUUACGAUUUGACUCCUGUAAAAGCGGAUAGCGUUAUUGUGAUGCUGCCGAUUGGUUACGCGGAUGGCUUUUUAUGCACAUACAAGGGGAUGCCUAUCAACGUGACGCCUGAAGACGCUGCUGAACCCAUCAUUGGGACUGUGCACGGUCGUAUUAAUAUGGACAUGGCGGCAGUCGUGGUUUACCCAGAAGAGGUUGGUAAAAAUAUUGGUAACAUCAUGGCUGCAGUGAAGAAGGAAUCACGCAUCCGUGUCUGGGGAGAUGACAUUGAGGAAAAGGCAGUAUCUGUGGGGGCAAUUCCGCACCAACUUACCUGUGGGCUCUCUAUUCGUGUUCCAAGAAUAUACAUGUAG
This is a messenger RNA of Trypanosoma cruzi, 1167 nucleotides long. RefSeq names its product alanine racemase, putative. Gene Ontology annotation, cellular component: cytosol. The transcript has a single exon. NCBI's taxonomy places the organism in Eukaryota, Euglenozoa, Kinetoplastea, Trypanosomatida, Trypanosomatidae. Gene Ontology annotation, molecular function: alanine racemase activity; pyridoxal phosphate binding. The coding region runs from base 1 to 1167 and encodes 388 amino acids. The record is from RefSeq and is a predicted model, not a curated record.